AUGAAGGCAUCCUUUGCACUUUUCGUCUUGUCGUUCUUCUACACGCACUGUCUCGCUGCCUCAGUCGACAUGUGGUCUUCACCACUCAAGGAGCGAGCUGCACUCAAGUACGAAGCCAUCGAGCCUGAAAUUGUUAAGGCUCGCAUUGGUACUACUCCUGGCGAGAACAGUGAGGGGGACCGAGAGUCUGGCAUGGUUUACUUCUGCCGUGAGGAGAACUGGGGAGCUCCAUGUUUCGCCUACCGUCCUGAACUUGAAUAUACAUGCAACGAGCUAGGCCCUGAGCUUAAAGGACACAUCGGAUCUGUUUUCGUUGAUCCUGGCAUGAUCUGCCGUCUAGCUGGAUUCAACAAUGAUCGAUGUGCCCCGAUCAAAAUAUUUGCCUGGCCCGAGACCCAGCACGGCUGGCCUGACCUAUUUCAUCAGAACGCCCCAGGAGGAGCUAUCAAGCUCGGAGCUGCAACAACACACUUCACAUGCGCUGAGUGUACCAAUUGCGUUAAGAAAUCUGGACAAGACGCAUUUCUUCAGAAUGGAGCUCUACUACCAGUUACCCACCGCGACCACUUUCGUGAAGAAACCCAGAUGAACGAUGCAUCCGAUAAACAAACCCGCAAACCAUCAACGACUGAUAUCAUUUCAGACCAGCUCUCUAUCCUACAAAUGGUGAGAGAUAACCUGAGACCUAUGAGGUCACAAACUCCCUCUCCAGAGUCCGUGCAUAGAGCUCCAAGGAGCACAUCUUCAUCAUACCAUGACCAAGGUACUGGAUUUAAUGAUGUGCCAUCACCAGCAUCAGACACUCGCAUGCCAAGCUUGGACUUGGGCGAUUUGACGAAAUACAGUCGCUUCAACGACAGGCUAUCUGGCCUGAGAUCUUCAUCAAGCUCUUCUGUUGCUGCGAGAGCUCUGAAUCAAGGAAGCACCCACGGGGCAGGAGUUGAUGAGACACUAGCUUUCGGGCACUUGCAACGACUACCCAUCCAGUCCUACCACUCCUUUGAGAUUGUAUCAAGUUCCGAAGACCUACAGUCAAAUGUGACGCCUGCUCAGAAGACCAUGACGAGACAGCCUUCAUUGGAAGACACUACCGGGUUUGGAAGGACUUACCCCCUGACACCAGUGAAGGCCCGAAUCCGACCCCAGCUUGAUAGCCCAGCAGAAGAACGGUACUCAGAAAGUCCUAGCCCGUCAACCAAACCGCCACGGGUGGAAAGAAGAAGCAAGAGAAAAUCUUCUGUCAUGUCUCUUCGAAGCUUGACAGAGGGUGUGAAACGGACUCGAGCCGGUGUUGAGAAAUUGGCACACAAUAUUUGUUAUAACAGCUGCAGUAAACUUCGCCAUGCCCAUCAGAGUGUCAGGCGUCAACAUAAAGAGCAGAGAAAACACCACUCGGUUUGGAAGGCACUGCGCCGCAAACUUAGACCUGAGGAUGCCAGCAAGCCCAAGCAUGAGAAAGCAUCUGCGUCUUUCUCUAUCGAACAAGGCGGGCAUGGAACUGAGUCCUGGUGGAAAGCCGGCGUAGAGAAGUAUCACGCCCCCAAGUGGAUGCGCUUCGGGAAAUAG
Messenger RNA from Fusarium tjaetaba, 1566 nucleotides. RefSeq lists its product as uncharacterized. The coding region runs from base 1 to 1566 and encodes 521 amino acids. The record is from RefSeq and is a predicted model, not a curated record. NCBI's taxonomy places the organism in Eukaryota, Fungi, Ascomycota, Sordariomycetes, Hypocreales, Nectriaceae. The transcript has 4 exons.